AUGGCGCGCGUCGUGUCGUGCCGCUUCCUGCGCCUGAGCUGCAGCGAAGAGGACCAUUCACUCUUCCACCGGGAGUACGCCAGGAGUAACCGUGAGCGAGGGGUUAAGCUUUUGCGGUGCUUCCCGCACUGCUGUCCGGAGCACGCCAGACGCAGCUACUGCGGCUGCUCCGUGCACGUGCUCGUCACCUUCUCAUCCAGCGUAAGCGCCGCGGAGCUGGACGACCUGGUCGUGUGUGCACGCUUCGAGCCUUCACGUGUGGCGCCGCGGUGGCCUGCCGGACUGGAACACAUCGCAGGAUUGACCAGUGACGAUAGCAGGCAGGAGGACGAACGCAGGCUGGGGGUCGGUGAGAGCGUGGUGUUGCCCGCAAGUCUGUUUUCGUCGAGUGGGCGGCGUAGCAGCAUGGAGUCCGUCUGGAUACGCGCGGACAGGGAGAGCGAUGCGAAACAGAAGACUGUUCCAGAGAACUCGGUGCUCUACGUGGUGAACAACUGCAGGUUCCCGAAAUGGUACUACAACUACGACAGCAGCGUCACGCGGACGCAGCGCGAUAUGACCCACCACUUCGUCGCGUACGCAUUUCGGCUGACUGGG
Molecule: messenger RNA, 597 nt
Organism: Phytophthora sojae
Lineage: Eukaryota; Oomycota; Peronosporomycetes; Peronosporales; Peronosporaceae
Exons: 5
Source: RefSeq, a predicted model, not a curated record